Syngnathus acus (greater pipefish) is the source of this 1439-nucleotide messenger RNA. Its product is annotated as apoptosis regulator BAX-like. The record is from RefSeq and is a predicted model, not a curated record. Gene Ontology annotation, biological process: positive regulation of apoptotic process; mitochondrial fusion; intrinsic apoptotic signaling pathway in response to DNA damage. NCBI's taxonomy places the organism in Eukaryota, Metazoa, Chordata, Actinopteri, Syngnathiformes, Syngnathidae. Gene Ontology annotation, molecular function: protein heterodimerization activity; channel activity; protein homodimerization activity. Bases 188 to 796 code for a protein of 202 amino acids. Gene Ontology annotation, cellular component: mitochondrial outer membrane. The transcript has 6 exons.
CCACCUAUAAGCACAGAUGAAGAAAAAGUAACUCGCGGACUUCUCAAGUCUCGACCAAGUUUAGUUAGCUCAAGUUGUUGCCGGUGUCAGACAAAUCUCAGCGACAGAAUUUUCGUUUUAGAAUCCUCAACUUGACUGACGUCGUCUUUGGUGUGCCAAGCAACGGGAAGUAUUUUGUUUUAAUACGAUGGCUUGCGAAGGAAAUGGUAUAUCGGAUCAGAGGAUCGGAGAAGCACUGAUAAAGGAGGUUAUAGAGGAAGAGCUUAGGGAUGUGCCCGCAGAAGAUAUCCCUCCUCUCACUCCACUGGCUGUGGAAAUAGAAAGUACUCAGGAGAAGAAGCUUGUGACCCAGUUGAGCAAAAUGAUCCGAAUCGUUGGUGACAAGGUGCAACAUGACAAGGAGUUCCAGGAUGCAAUUGAUGGUUUAACCUAUGUGGAUGGAUCCAUGUGGGAAAAUUUCAAGAAAGUGGCCAAUAAGGUCAUUGAACAAGGCAUUACUUGGGAGAGCAUAGCUGUGCUCUUCUAUGUAGCAGGGAAGCUAGCACUCAAGAUGGUGGAGGCUCAUCUGCCACAGUCAGUGAAGGAGAUCCUGAUUUGGACAGUGGAUUACUUUCGGACGAACCUACUCGGCUGGAUUCGGGAACAUGGUGGAUGGAUCAACAGUUUCUCUGAGUUGGCAACAACCUCCAUGCAGAACGUGGGAUUUAACCGUCAACGCUAUAGCGUGGUCCUCAUAUUCUGCAGUGGCCUCCUCAUAGGAAGUUUCUUCACCUGGAGGAUGAGCAGAGGCUCUUGAAAACCCUGCUAUCAAUUUGCCACUAUUCCCAGAACGUGUGAGUUUUUUUGGGUUUUUUAUUUGUUUGUAAACAUUUCGACACCACUAUCAAAUACGGUACAUGGGUAUUUUCAUACUUGAAUUGAUACAGUAUUUUAUCAAUAUUUUGAGAAUUUUACCCCAAAAAAAUUACAGCCAUUAUUUGUUUGAUAUUGAUAUAUAUUUGUCCCCUCCUGUGUACAAUUGAAAUGAAUGAUCAAUCAGUUCCGUUGUUUGUUAAAAAUUAUUGACAGUUAAUAUAAAAUGGACGCUCCACUGUUCGAAUGCUGGUGUUUGGUAUAAUUUUCUGAUUAAAUCUCAGAGAAAUAGAAACCAGAGGAAUGAUAGAAUUAGGCGUUUGUUGUCAUAAUAGCGUCCACCAGAUGCCAGCAGAGGGAAAGAUCCAGAUUUUUUUUGCUUCUAUUUGCAGCUUGCUUCCAUUUAUGAAUACAUACUGAAUACAUAUAUUCAGUCAUUCAUCUUCCAAAAUGCUUAUGACAUGCUUUAUUCAUCUGGUAACGGACAUCUCUGAGACAAGUUUCCUUUUUUGUAUUUUUAAGUUCUUUAUUUUGAUAUUUACUGUUUAUUCGCCACCGCUGAACCUGCUAUUAAAUUCUUAUAUUGA